Molecule: messenger RNA, 1491 nt
Organism: Perkinsus marinus ATCC 50983
Lineage: Eukaryota; Perkinsozoa; Perkinsida; Perkinsidae
Product: Ectonucleoside triphosphate diphosphohydrolase 5 precursor, putative
Exons: 5
Coding region: 1-1491 (496 amino acids)
Biological process (GO): nucleoside diphosphate catabolic process
Cellular component (GO): membrane
Molecular function (GO): nucleoside diphosphate phosphatase activity
Source: RefSeq, a predicted model, not a curated record
AUGUACGAUGAGCCCAACAGCUCAGCGCGUCACCAUCCUUCCUAUGGCCUCGACUCUGUCAAACGCCGUCUGGAGCUGACUUCACUGAGGGCACCUGUGGAAGAGAGUAUGGUGGAAGACUGCACACCACAGGAUGGAUGGGCAGUUGAAAAAGAGCCGACCUUUCACCCGAAGCUGCUGGUCAUGAAUCCAAUCUCUGUUACUGUUGGCAGUAUGAAAGUGAGGAGUUGGAAGUUUUUACGCAGUUGUCGAGAGCAAGCCGUUAGAAUAGGGCUCGUAGCCUUCGUGACGUUACUUCUGAUUGGUCUCUGGACUCGGUUCGGCAACGGUCUUACACUUCGGCAUAGCACUAAUGCGAAGGAGCCGGUGUAUAAAGUGGUGCUGGAUGCGGGCUCUACUGGUACCCGCAUUCACGUUUUCAAAUUUCGCCAAAGCGAUGGGGAAAUCAUCUUGGAACCAACGGCCGACACUGAAAUGACGUUUUAUCGGAAAGUUGACGGUGGCUUGUCAUCGUACAAGAACAAUCCAGAGGGAGCCAGGAGGGGACUUGAAUGGUUAUUGAAAGAGGCCUCAAUAGGAGUACCAGAGGCUGUGGGAUCGCAGGCAUUACUACUGGCUACAGCAGGGCUUAGGCUAAUACCGCGAGUAGCGGCAGAGGAGCUAUUGCAGGUCUCUCGAAGGGUGAUACGUGAAAGCCCCUUCACAUUGGUACGCGAUGAAGAUGUAGCUAUAUUGGACGGCUCCUCUGAGGGCCUUUACAUGUGGCGGAGUGUCGACUUCACCUAUGGUCAAUCAAGGCAUGCCUCCAAGCCGAGCGCUGUGGUAGACCUGGGUGGUGGUAGUGUUCAGUUGGCCUAUAGGAUGAUGGGAGAGUCUUCCGAUCCGAUAGCGUCCUCUACUUCUACUAAGAAGGAUUACUUCUUAGUAUCUGCAUCUGCGGAGUCAGUGACCAGUGACGGACCAUUGUAUGUCCAUAGUUGGCUUGGGUACGGCUUGGAGGCGGCGAGGCAGCGAGUGUUGGAGGAGAACGUCAAUGAUGAUAGUCUCCCCUCCUCUUCGACACGCUAUGAUCGAUGCCUUGCUACUGUACGAGACGCUCUCGACUUGGACCAGGACUGUGGGGCUGCUCAGGCGUCCGAGUGUGCCUUUGAUGGGGCUUGGAGGGGCCCUAUAGAUCCUGCUAGUUACACCUUUAGGGUGUUCUCCUACGUUUUCGAUGUGGCCCGCUCGAAUGGUUUGGUUCCUACUGCGGCUCAUGAAGUGGUCAUCACCGUUGCAAAGUUCAGAGAGGUGGCUCGGGCGAGGUGCUCCGAGGCCACUGAUGGCAACCCAUGGGCGUGUUUAGAUUCUGUUUAUGUAACUUCCCUUUUAUCUGACGGUUUUGGUAUACCCGAAACAGAGCCUAUAGUAGUGGCAGAACGCUUGUCCUAUGCUAAGGGUCUCAUCUAUGCGGCUUGGCCCCUGGGGGCGGCAUUGGAAACCAUACAAUGA